Messenger RNA from Xenopus laevis (African clawed frog), 2149 nucleotides. RefSeq names its product transcription elongation factor A (SII) N-terminal and central domain containing L homeolog (gene tceanc.L). The transcript is spliced from 2 exons. The record is from RefSeq and is a predicted model, not a curated record. Lineage: Eukaryota; Metazoa; Chordata; Amphibia; Anura; Pipidae. Gene Ontology annotation, cellular component: nucleus. The coding region runs from base 154 to 1206 and encodes 350 amino acids. Gene Ontology annotation, biological process: DNA-templated transcription.
UGGUGGGACACUGUUAUGUUUCCGGGUAGUGAUGUCAUACGUCUUGCUGACGUGUGUGGGUUGUUUGCAUCCACCCCAUAGUGGCUGAAUCCGUACAUUUACAUUAGCGCAGUGCUCCCGGUUAUAGUCAGAGGAACGCGCAGUUCUGAAGGGAUGCUACACAAAGACAGUAAUAAGGAGCUUGUUUCCAGAGCAUUAGAAGUGGAAAGUCUUCUGGCUGAGAGGAAAUAUGAAGACAUUGCAUUCCACUUUACUUAUUUUGAAAAAGCAGUAGUCACAUUAGGAGUUCUGCAGGGAACUGAUAUUACCAGAGCUGUUUACAGAGUUCUUAAGAGCUGUCCAGAAGGAGGAUUGAAAUUAAAGGCAAAACUUUUACUGUCCAAAUGGAAAAAGCUAUAUAGGAGUUGCUGUGAUACCAGCAGAAUUUGUGAGCACUCUAAAAUAUGUGAAAAAGAAUGUUGUGAGAAAGUAGCUGUUCAUUUCCAAGAUCAAGUUCACAAUGGUGAACAACAAAUAUUAAUUAAUAAAAGCACAAGUAUCCCAUCUUCUUCUAAUGAGAGUUCCAAAUUCAAACCAAAGAAUACUGAGUCAAGCACACAAGACUGUUGUGAUAAACAUGAGGAAUCUGUUACACAUGAUGCAGUGCAAAAGGAGGUAAAUGGUGAAGAUUUUGCUUUGAGAACCAAAUGCAGUGAGCUUUUGUGCCAAGCAUUGAGAGAGGACUCUGAAAGUCAAGAGAAGUUACAGAAUUUAGCAAAGGAGAUUGAAGAGCACAUCUAUAAACUGCAUGCCGGUAAUGCCAAGAAAUACAGAAACUGCAUCCGAAGCAAAAUUUCCAAUUUGAAAAAUCCUAAAAAUUGCCAUUUGAAGAAGCAGAUUUUGUCUAGAGCUUUAAGUCCUAAGGUAUUUGCCGAGAUGGGUGCUAUGGAAAUGGCGUGCGAUGAAUUAAGGAAACUUAGAGCUAAUUACACUGAAACCUGUGUUCAAGAGCAUCAACUACCCCAAGGAGUUGACGGUGUUCACACCAAUAAAAUCAGAUGUCGAAGAUGUGAUAAGUUUAACUGCACAGUAACAAUGAUAUCUAGGGGAACACUUUUCCUUCCAGGUUGGGUACGAACAGGAAACCCUGAUGAAGAGAUGAUGACAUUUGUAAUUUGCAAUGAAUGUGGUGAAAAAUGGUACCACAAUAGAUGGGUUUGCCUAUGAAUUUGUACAUUGGCCUUGAACUGUGAAGAAUUGUGCUUGUGGUCGCUCUGUAAAGCUGAACUUUCUUCCUUACAAUAGGUUAAUGAUCAGGACAUACAUUAUUUAUUCUAUUAAACAGGAUUUCUUUAAAACUGCUGUCUGAACUUAUCUCCGGGUAUAACCAUAAAUGUCUAAUUUUAACUCGCAACAGUGCCACUCUGAGUACCAUAUGAAUGAGAGUUUGACAAUGUUAAAACAUUAUCAUCCUUGGUAAAGCAAUCAGUAUCAUUUUUUUUUACAAUACUCUAGUAUCAAAUACAUCUGUUUGUGAUCAGUAGUUGUUCACUGAGAAUUCUUUAGGGCAGUAUUGCAGCCCCAUCAGACAUGUAUAGGCAAUGUAGAAAAGAGAGUAGAAUGUUGAAAGGGGUGCCUCACUUGAUUUGUGUUUAGUUAUUACAUGAGUGGCCCAUACUUCAUUACUAAAGCUGAAUCCACCACACUAGUUUGGAGUAGAAAGACAUUUUUACACAAAAUGUUAAUUUCCAAGCAAUAAGCUCAAGUAAUUGGUGAAAUUUUAGAUGGCAGUUUGAAAUUGCUUUCUUUUUAAAGCAUACUGUGCAUCUGAUAAACAUAGAAUAUAUUUCAAAUGUAUUUCCUUGCAUUAAAAAAAGCCCAUGCACACAAAUACAUUUUGAGGUCUAGCAAUUCUUUCAGUAAACUCACAUUCAGACUCCUUUGUUUAAGGGCCUAUAAUGAGAGUGUUGCAGUGACAUGACCUACAGUUCAUUAUACAUAGCUCCUUCUUAUAAUGUGAACUAAAUUUCAGAGAAUAAGAAUCUUUCAUGAAGAAUUUGAUUGUAUGCAACCCCUAAUUUGCAUAUGUAAAUUAGGGUAUGAAAGUGUUAAAAAGAACAUCCCAGUCACUCCUGUCAGAAUUAUGACCCUAAUUUUACCUACCCAGUGC